Capronia epimyces CBS 606.96 is the source of this 912-nucleotide messenger RNA. RefSeq lists its product as uncharacterized. The coding region runs from base 1 to 912 and encodes 303 amino acids. Gene Ontology annotation, molecular function: oxidoreductase activity. The transcript has 3 exons. The record is from RefSeq and is a predicted model, not a curated record. NCBI's taxonomy places the organism in Eukaryota, Fungi, Ascomycota, Eurotiomycetes, Chaetothyriales, Herpotrichiellaceae.
AUGUCGGGCUCACAAGUCCUGAAGAAGGUCUUGUUCAUUGGGGCCGGUGGGAAUAUCGGCGGGCCCAUUUUCCGAUCGCUCGAGAAGGCCGGAUUCGACCUGACGGUGUUGAGUCGGCCAGACUCGAAGAACACGUUCGGCCCCAAUGUCAAGGUGGUGAAGAAAUUGUACGACGACCCGUCUCUCUCCGAGGCCUUCGAGGGGCAAGACGCCGUGGUGUCGUUUGUGUCGGUGGCGGCGUUGCUGGACCAGAUCAAGCUCAUCGACGUGGCCGCCAAAGCCGGCGUGAAGAGGUUCAUCCCUAGUGAACUGGGCUCCAAUACCUUGAACCCCAAGGCUCAGGAGCUGGUCUUCUUUUAUAAGCAGAAGCAGACGGUGCUGGAGCAUCUGGAAGCCACGGCCAAGAAGAAUCCAGGCUUUAGCUGGACUGGACUGGCCACCGGUCCUGUCUUUGACUGGGGCCUCCAAGUUGGCUUUCUGGGCUUCAACCUGAAAACCCACACCGCGCUGAUCUACGACGACGGCAACGUCCGGAUUUCCUACACCAAUCUCGACACCAUCGGAGAAGCCGUGGGUGCGAUUCUGCGCAAGCCCGCCGAAACCGCGAACAAGUAUCUCUCCGUGUCGUCCUUCACGCUGUCACUGAACGACAUCCUCGCGUCGCUGGAAGCCGCCACCGAGACCAAGUGGACCGUCAACCACGCGAGCACGGCCGACGCCGAGCGAGAGGGCAAAGAGAAGCUGGCCAAAGGCGACUUCACCGGCGUCCGCACCUUGCUGGCCCGCCUCAUGUAUGGAGGCGACACGGGGGCAAACUUUGAGAAGGAGCCGACCUUUGCUAACCAGCUACUCGAGCUGCCGCAGGAAAGCCUCGAUGCCACGGUCAAGGCGAUUGUGGCCGGGCAAAAGUGA